Messenger RNA from Gigantopelta aegis, 5391 nucleotides. RefSeq names its product neurensin-1-like. The coding region runs from base 216 to 971 and encodes 251 amino acids. Gene Ontology annotation, cellular component: transport vesicle; neuron projection; neuronal cell body. Gene Ontology annotation, biological process: nervous system development. The transcript has 2 exons. The record is from RefSeq and is a predicted model, not a curated record. Lineage: Eukaryota; Metazoa; Mollusca; Gastropoda; Neomphalida; Peltospiridae.
UGGAAUAAAUGGACGUCCAUGAACGUUAUACCACUAUCAACGAGUUGUGAUUGCCGCAUCUACAGACAACAUUGUAACAGUGGACACGCAACUCAAAGAAUAUCACCUCCUGGAAAUGGAUUGACGUAACACCAUACUGCUAAGCGCAAGAACCUGGUAUGGCACUAGCAGUAUAGCUGGCGACACGGUUUCAAUCGAAAAGGAUAACUGUCGUCAUGUCCGGUGAUCCCAGAGAUGACGAGAAGCGCCUGAUCCAGGGCGACGACCAGAAGCAGGCGGCGGAAGAACGUCACCAGACGAGACGCAAGAGCAGCAGCGCCAGUAGCAGACGACACAGCAAAGGACGCAUCGCCCAGGAAACCGAGAAGCCACACGAGAAGCGAAAGCGCAGCUGCCCGGACUACUUCGGCGUCAAGUCGUACCUGCACAACUUCUACGACGCGUCGGUGUACAAAGACCCGCUCAUCUACGAGGAUGACGACGACCUCAGGUACCUGCUGCACGCGAACCCCAGGAGACGACGCUGUCCGCCUAUCUGGUGGAAGAUCUUCUUGUGGGUCGGCGUCAACUUGCUGCUGUUCGGAGUGAUCGGCAUUCUGGUCGGCUACCUGGUCCCGCCGAAACACGCCUUCGAGCAGGUGGACCAGGUGCACGCGUUCGUGGACAGGAGCGCCGAGGCGUUCAACACGACUCUCAACAUGUGCAAGCUGAUCGGGCUGAUCCUGUUCUGCGUGGGCGGCCUCACCCUGGCCAUGUCGCUGCUCUUCCCUAGCUUCCUGAGCCACUACUGCGAGGAGGACCCACGAGACGAGAGCAUCAAGGUGCCGCUGAGGAGCGACGAGAAACCGCCGCUGAGUCCUAUCGAGAUGACCAUCCCAGCCUCCAGCAAGGUGAGGAACGUCCAGCCGGCCAGGAAGCACCCCCAGGCCAUGAUGACCGAGCAGGGCACGGUGCCCGUAAGGACGCACUAGACGUAAAACUGGAGGCAAAUGCAGCUCAACAGUUUUUGUUUUUGCUAGGAACAUGGAGACAAAGGUGGAUGGUCUAUGUCCUCUGGAACACAGGUGGAUUGUCUAUGUCAUUUAGGACACGGAUGGAUUUAUAUGUCCUCUGAGACACAGGUGGAUUGUCUAUGUCCUCUGGGACACAGACAGAUUGUCUAUGUCGUCUGAGACACAGAUGGAAUGUCUAUGUCCUCUGGGACACCGAUGGAUUGUCUAUGUCCUCUGGGACACAGGUGGAUUGUCUAUGUUCUCUGGAACACAGGUGAGGUGGCUUGUCUAUGUCCUCUGGGACACAGGUGGAUUGUCUAUGUCAUAUGGGACACAGAUAGAAUGUCUAUGUCCUCUGGGACACAGAUGGAAAGUCUGUGUCCUUUCGAGAGCUCUAGCCUAUCACAGGUAAACGAGUACUUGUUUGUUGUGGACUAUUUUGUGCGUGCUAGUGCUAUAACUUAAUUUGUGUUUGUCGAUAUAUCAGAAGUCGGUGAGAUGUUUUGCCUCAUCCACAAGCCUUGGCAUGAAUAUUAAAAUAUAAAAUUUUACAAAUAACAUUUAGCUGUAAAGAAGAAACUUUCGAAUGUUUAAAGGCAGGGUCACACGAGAGGUGAAAUAAUAAAUAUCCUAAUCAAAUUAUUGCUUGGAAACAUACAACUAAUUUGUGUGGAAGUAGUUUAUUCAAGCAAUUCCACAGUCGCCAUAUCCCAUAAUUGGAUAUUGGUAUUGAUAUAAUUGAAUUAUGACUACGUAGACAUACAUCAGAAAAUAUAUACAUGUGUACUCGUAUUCGAUCAGUUUUAGCUAAGAUCAAGUUAUUUAAAAUGUUUGCGAAACGGUUUAUUGUAAUGAUUGUUAGCUGAAGUGAAACACGCGAAAAGAAUACAUUUAAAAGCACUUAAUCAAUGCGAAUCUGUCUUUAGUAAUGUCAUACGGCCCGUGCAACCAUGUGACCUGUGCGACCUUGUGACCUGUGCGACCUUGCCUUUAAACACUUUUGUUUUCCUAAAUGCUAAGUGUCGACGAAUGUGUGAAUGGAUGCUUUAUCAACAUAUCGUGUUAAGUUUUGAUGACUUAUCAGUGUCACCUAAUUAAACAAUAAUAUAACUCCCUAACAAAAUUGACAUUUCCCAUACAUAGUGCGAAAUGCUGGAAGUUUAAAUUUUAUUUUAAAAAAUAAUUUACUUUUUCUUUGCACAAGUCCAGCUGUACCAGACAAACACUGAUCGCAUAUUUUGAUUGGUUGUUUGGAACGAGAAACAAUUUCUACUGAGAGGGAUCGACCCUGCUAUCCUGCUCUACGUCAAUCUGAUAUAAAUCCAGCUACAAAUGCCAUUAACUUACGAGAUUUUUUAUCAAGUGGUAUGGGUAUCAAAACACAUCUAUAUUAGACCUUAAACUCGAAGGAACCCCAAGUAAGAUAUUUUAAAUGUUUAGCUUCAAAACUUGUUAUUAUUGUCACUUGGGGCCUUUUUGGGCCCUUAAAUGGAAUUACCAGAUGAAAAACAAAGAUAUUAUAUUUUGAACCCACCCUCGCUAAAAACUUCUUUUCGUAUUUUUCGUCAGUCGGUAUGAAUGUGUAACCAAAUAAAUGAUACAUUGUGGAUAACAAUCAGCAGUAUGUCAGAUAUAUAUAUCAUCAUAUUGGUGCUGUAAACUUGUUUUUCUUUUAUUUGUAGUAGACUAACAUCGUGUCUUUUUAUGAUCAACAGUAAUUGCUUCUUCCACUGUCCUCAUAACUAUAAUGUUCAAGUGUAGUACAGGACAUUACACACGUUUAUAGUAAAAUAUUCCUUUUCAAGGGGAUAGGACAGAACCUACUGUUUUAACCAGUGUUAACUGGUUUGGAAAUGAAAGAAAAUGCAGAAUUUGCAUUAUGAUUAAUACGUUAAGACAGUAUGUAUUAUAUAUAUAUAUAUAUAUAAUGCUUUGUAAAUUAUUUUCAAAAGCAACAACAAAAACAAAAACAAAUAAAAACAACAUAGCAGCUAUAUAAAAUGUAAAAAUGGUUGUGAAUUAAAAUAAUUGUUUCGCCUGUAUUGUGUAUAUUGUUAAACAGUAGGUUUAUUGUAUUUGUGACAUAUAUUUACCAAUUCAAAUGUCGGUGUUUUAAAACAAUUAAAUAUAAUUGUUAAAUGUCCUUGUUCCUCUUGCAACAAUGUACGGUACAUCUGCUGCUUGAAGCGUCCAUCUCUUGUGCUUACUCUGUUCAAGGGACUGUCAUGAGAGUGUGGUAUUGUAAAAUGUUUUUGACUAAUAACAUUUUGUUCGUGUUUAUAAAAACAAUAUAUAUUAGGAAAUACAAUGACGUUAGACCAAGAGCAAACACUACGACGACCAGAAACACUCUUCGUAUACAGCCACUAAUAUUUUAUUUAGAAAACUAUAUAUUUAAUAUAUAAUACUAGUGGUUAAACAGUCUCUGUUGGUCAGGAUAGUCCCUUUAAAUUGUUAAAAUGUUUGGUGAAGAAACAAAAUUUUAGGGAAAAGAACAAAAAUCCUCUACCCCCCCCCCCAACCCCCCCAAAAAUAUAUAUACAACAACCACUUCCCAACCCCCCCCCCAAACAAAACAGACAUCCCCCUACCAAACAACAAUAACAACAACAACAGCAGCAACAGCAGCAGCAACAACAACAUAAUGCCUCUGAUAAAAAAAAACCCAACCCAAGACCGAACUAUGUUGUAAGAGGAUCAAAUAAUGGUGAUUUAACGAGGUCUCGAUUACGCUAGACCUACGUCACAGUACCGGUAUUUAGCAAUUGUAAUCAUAAAAUAACAUUAAUAGAACAUUUAUCAAUUCACCGAGUUUUUUGCUCAAAGUCUGCAUAUAAAUAAUAAUAAUAAUAAUAAUAAUAAUAAUAAUAAGAAGAAGAAGAAGAAUAAGAAUAUAGUAAACAUAUAAUGGUAAAAAUAUUAAUAAAUCAAUGUUAUAUCGUUGUCCUGUGAUACUUUGUAAUUUAUGCUUCAAAUCUAUUGCAUUAUAUGGGGGUUUUAAAUUAUUAUCCUUGUUAAUAGUAUCCACUUUGGUUUUUUUUUUUAAAGUCUGUAUUCUUAUUAAUAACACUAGAAAAUGUGAAUAGUCGACAGAAACUAUGACACAGAUUGGUUCUGAAAAGGAUUAUUACUAAAUAGGUACUUCACUUUUAACAUAUUUACUAUUUCUUGUCUUUUGUGCUUUUGUUUUUCAACUGUUGUUACUUAUUGUUAGAUUGUUUUGCAGGCGGGGAUUUUGGGUUGAGGUUAGCUCGAGUACUCUGAGAGUAAGCGAGCUAGACGGACGUUUGGACAGUUAGAAAGCGUGAUGACUGUCCAAACGUCCGUCAAGCUCUGUUACCGUCAGAAUACUCAUGCUAUGUUGAAUUAAGCUCAUCCAAAACCAACAAGUAAUUUUAUAUUUUGUCAUUUUUUUUUUUUUUUUAGAUACCAUCCUCCCCCCACCCCUCGCCAAAAAAACCCUACAAAUUAAAAAUGAACCACAAUAAAUAAUAAAUUGUGCUUAUUUUUACCAUUUCGAUGGUGUUCCAAAGGGCGAAGAAAGAAACUAAAAUAGCUCAUAAUAGGCAACAUGGUGUUUAUCCCAUGGCUCAUUUAUUGCAUGGCAACACUACAUAAACCAAAGUAAAGUUAAAUCGUGGCUCAGCUGUUGAUCUUCAUCACACUGAUUCUCUUGUUAAAAAGACAGUCUCAAAUUUGUAUAAUGACCAAACAUAUUUAUUUAAUAUGUCCACACUAAAAAUUACAACCAAAAAAAAAAAAUCCAUUUUAAAAACAGUAUUUAUAAAUUGAUAUUAUUUGAAAAUCGAAUACGGGUAACCAACAAGUUGACGACUGAUGUCACAAUGUGAAUUUGAAAGAAUUGGCUGCCUUUUUCAUGGAUAGGCCUACGUUAUAAAGAUUUUCUAUGUAUUCUAUGUUUUUAGCCAUGAAUAUUUCAGGAAAUCAUUAUUUAAGCAGAGUUUAUUAUAAUUUUGAUAUUUAAAAGCUAAUUAUAAAAAAGGUAUUAUACGGGAUCUGUUAAUUUCUAGUUUUUGUAGAAAAAGCGAAAUAUGGCUCUUGCAACUGAGAAUGCGCCUUUAACACAAGGCAGUGUAUAAUUAAAAAAUACAAAUAAAUAAGACCUCCCCUAUUUUAAAUAUACAUAAUACUGUUUUACAAAUUGUAACAUAGAUAAAUAAUAAUUAUUAUUUUAGUGAAAUAUUGUUGAAUGUUUUUAUUAUUUGUUUUAGAUGACAUAUUUUCAGGACCAGGUUGUGUAUGGAAACUUAUUGUUGUUUGUGUUUAUUAGAUUUUCCUCAUUGUCAAAAAUAUCGCCCGAGAAAGAAUAAUACAAUGGACUCGCAGAUUGCGCUAUGGCAGUGGAGAUGGAGAAAAAGACAAUAAAGACUGAGCACUA